CUACUUGUUAGAGCCAUUAUUGAUGUUAGUGAUGGUAAGCUUGUUCUUAGGGUCGGGGAUGAAGAGGAAAUUAUAUAUGAUGAUCCAUUGGAGCUGUGUAUCAUUCAAGGUGAGGAGAAUGAUGGGGAUAACCCCAUUAGAGUUGAGCAAGUAGCUUGUCCGGAAGCUACCGAGUUCAUGAUUCGAAAGAAGGAGUUUGAGGAGAUUGACAAAAGUAAGGAAAAGAGAUUAAACCCUCUAUUGAGGAUCCGCCUAGUUUGGAAUUGA
Molecule: messenger RNA, 267 nt
Organism: Dovyalis caffra
Lineage: Eukaryota; Viridiplantae; Streptophyta; Magnoliopsida; Malpighiales; Salicaceae
Source: the annotation of a GenBank genome assembly